Molecule: messenger RNA, 1892 nt
Organism: Rhodamnia argentea
Lineage: Eukaryota; Viridiplantae; Streptophyta; Magnoliopsida; Myrtales; Myrtaceae
Product: probable serine/threonine-protein kinase PIX13
Exons: 6
Coding region: 282-1367 (361 amino acids)
Biological process (GO): protein phosphorylation
Molecular function (GO): ATP binding; protein kinase activity
Source: RefSeq, a predicted model, not a curated record
AAACCAUCCUCUAUCUCUCUUCUGAGAAAAUUCUGUUGCCGCACAAAAAGAAUAUGAAAAACAAAAUAAAGAACGAAAGAGAGAAGAAAUGAGACCCCCAUGAAUCGAAAUUGUUUACGAGAUUUGACAAAAACGAUUCCGAGUGAUAUUAGUUCAUGAACCAUGAUCAGCAUCGGAGGAAAGAGCCCUUUUUUCUGCUUUCACACUUACCCAUCUUCUUCUUCUUCUUCGUUGAAGCUUGAAAGACUUCGUUUUGAGGAGGAGGGAAGAUAAAUCUUCGCAUGGGAAUUUGCUGGGGAGUUCCUGACUAUCCAACUCCUAGCUUCACUGGUCAUCUUAGACGUGGAGGACCUGCUCUGACUAUAAGCAGUUCAUCGUCUUCUGAGGAUGGCCUGAGCAGGAGCUUGGGAGGAAGGUCGAAUGAGUCUAUUCCCAAUGGUUAUGUUGCUCCCAAUUCAGAAGUUAGGGUCUUUAGUUUUGCAGAGCUGAAAGUUGCAACGAAAAACUUCAGAUCUGACACGAUUCUUGGCGAGGGUGGUUUUGGUAGAGUCUUCAAGGGCUACCUUGAUGAAAAGGGGUCUUCGCAGAGCAAAAAAAUGACUCCAAUUGCCAUAAAAAAAUUGAACCCAGAGAGCAUGCAGGGAUUUCGAGAAUGGCAGUCGGAGGUGAACUUCCUGGGCAGCUUAUCUCAUCCAAACAUUGUCAGGCUAUUGGGAUAUUGUUUGGAGGAUAAAGAACUACUUCUUGUCUAUGAGUACAUGCCAAAGGGUACCCUAAAGAACCACCUCUUUGGAAGGGGCUCAGCCAUUAAACCACUUCCAUGGGUCUUGCGGCUUAAAAUUGCAAUAGAAGCAGCUAGAGGAUUGGCGUUCUUGCACCAGUUAGAGAGGCAAAUAAUCUGCCGGGAUUUCAAGCCCUCAAAUAUAUUGCUGGACUCAUCCUAUAAUGCCAAGAUAUCAGAUUUUGGGUUGGCAAGAAAGGGUCCGGACGAAGACAGAUCACAUGUAUCAACGCGGGUUAUUGGAACUUAUGGCUAUGCAGCACCGGAGUACAUAGCCACAGGUCAUUUAUAUGUGAAGAGUGAUGUCUAUAGUUUCGGGGUUGUACUGGUUGAGCUUUUGACAGGGAUGCGAGCAUAUGAUGCAAAUCGUCCGACUGAUCAGCAGAUUUUGGUGGAGUGGGUCAAGCCUCAUCUUUCUAAAAGGAAAUUGACAAGAAUCAUGGACUCUCGGUUGGAAGGGCGGUAUCCUCUGAAGGAUGCUCUUGACGUAGCAGCGCUUGCAUUUCAAUGCCUCCAAUAUUCGCCCAAGCACCGGCCGUCAAUGCACGAAGUCGUUCAGACCCUGGAACGCAUUAGUUCCAGCUAAUAGAAAACACUAGUGCCUAGACGAUUGAUUCCAACUUCGCUGUCUUUCUCAGACACGGUCAGUAAUUCUUUAUUCCUCACCUGCGCCCAUCGCAGAUUCAUCAUCUCUAUUCUAUGUAAAUGCUGUUUGUCCAGGUGACUACUUUUUGUAAUGCAGUAUAGGUUAUCGAUGUCACUGUCGUAAUGACUCAGCAAGCCUGGCCAGUUAUGUUUAGACGUACUGGGAGUCGGUUCUGAUAUUAUCUGUAUUAUUCUUUUGGGGGGUGGGGGAGGCCUGGCAGUCAUUGUAUUGAGUCCAAGGUCCUCAGUUUGACUGUUUCGGAUGUUUCCGGACCAUCUAGAUGAGGCAUUGGGUUAAUUCUUGGGAAAAUGUAUUCCUUUUCUUGAUAAGCACUGGCCAUGGCGUUUGUUUGACACUCGCAACAUCAAUAAUUGCUUUGUACUAGUGUGAUACUACGAACAGGAUACAUAGACUUGUAAACUUACAUAGUUCGGUUGAGCAAAUAAAGUUAGUUUUGCUGCAGAA